AUGGAGGCUGGCUCCGUGGUACGAGCUGUCUUUGAUUUCUGUCCCAGUGUGUCUGAAGAGCUGCCCCUCUUCGUGGGAGAUGUCAUCGAGGUGCUAGCCGUGGUGGAUGAGUUCUGGCUCCUCGGCAAGAAGGAAGGUGUCACAGGGCAAUUUCCUAGCAGCUUUGUGGAACCUGUGGAUAUUCCCCUUUUGAAGCAGGGAGAAAAACUGUUUGUUUGUACCAGUGACUUCACAUCUCAAGAGCCAGGGAGCUUGUCAUUGCAGAGAGGAGACCUGGUGAUCCUGGGUGGGUCCCUGGCCUCCAGCUGGCUCCAGGGCCGAAGCAGCUGGGGUUCCAAGGGCUUUUUCCCUUCAUCAUGUGUGCGGGAGCUGUGCCUUUCAGUUCGGAGCCGUCAGCUGUCCCAAAGUGCUCUUCUGGAGGUGCCUGCCUACUCACUGGGCCAAGCCCGGGCCCUGAUGGACCUGUCUGCUCAGCUGGAGGAGGAACUGGACUUCAGGGAAGGGGAUGUGAUCAACAUUAUUGGUGUUCCAGAGCCUGGUUGGUUUGAAGGUGAGCUCAGAGGCUGCAGGGGCAUCUUCCCAGAGGGUUUUGUGGAACUGCUUACUCCUCUGCGAGCACCAGGAACCUCAGUGGAUCCAGAGCCCACAGAGACUUGUGACACCAAUGGGACAGUGGAGAUGCCCCCCAAGGAGGAGGAGGAGCCAGGGAGCACCUAUGGUGUGGCACUCUAUCAGUUCCAAGCUCUGGAGUCCAAGGAACUGGAUUUUGAUGUGGGUGACAGGAUUCGGAUCAUAGGCGUUCUGGAGGAUGGCUGGCUGGAGGGGGAGCUGAGGGGGAAACGUGGCAUCUUUCCACACAGAUUUGUGAGGGUGGAAGCCUCUGAGCCUUGCAGGGAAAAGGCAGAUCCUUGCAGGAGCCAGGCAGUUUCUUCUCCUGACAGCUGGGCAGCUUCUGAGCCCCAGGAGAGCCAGAGCAGCACCCAGGACACGGAUGGUUGGGUGGACAGUCAACAGGAGAAGUCCAAACCUUGUUCCUCCAGCUUGGGAGGUACCCAUGUGGGCCUGGACACAUGGUCUGGGAGCUGGGGGGAAUGCUGCCCGCUCACAGCACAGGGGGAUGGCUGCACGGACCUUGACUCCAAACUGACAGAGCAGCUGGCGCAGUUUGAGAGGAGUCUGUCAAGUACCGGUGCUGAGCAGGAGAAGGUCUCCCGCCACUUCUCUAUCUUGGACUACAGCUCUGAGAAGGACAUUGUCCGUGGGUCUCCUGAAUGCGCCCCGCAUGCCAGGCAGCCAGAGAGGAGGAAGGCUCUGAGGCCACCCCCUCCUCGGCCCAGCAGUCUUGCAACAACCCCUGUGCACACACUGGGUGGCCAGGUGCCCAAAGGCAGGUCACUGUCCUUCUCGGUCAAGCCCUCCCGGCCUGCGCCCCGACCUCCAUCAAGCAACCAGAGGAAAAACGUGGGACCUCUGCAGCUUCAGCCCAGUGCCCAGGAGCAGCGGGUGGAGGAGGGACGUGAGGACUUGACGCAAGCAGGAUCAGCUUCCCCCCGCUCCAUUCUGCUGACGAGGAUCGGAGAGGUGGAACGAGACCUGGAGGCUUACGGCAAGACCCGCACUGAGCUAAGCCUGAUGCUAGAGGAACAGCAGGAUGAGCUGGUGCGAGCAGAGACCCUGGAAAACCUUGAUUUCUGUGACUCCAACAUCGAGAGCCUCAGCGUGGAGCUGCAGGAGCUGAGAGGUGUAGAGGAGUGA
Messenger RNA from Phaethon lepturus (White-tailed tropicbird), 1755 nucleotides. Its product is annotated as dynamin-binding protein-like. The transcript has 5 exons. Bases 1 to 1755 code for a protein of 584 amino acids. The record is from RefSeq and is a predicted model, not a curated record. Gene Ontology annotation, molecular function: protein binding. Lineage: Eukaryota; Metazoa; Chordata; Aves; Phaethontiformes; Phaethontidae.